AUUAUAAUAAAUGCUUAAUAACUAUAAAACCAUUCAAAAAGCACUUGUAAUGCAUUGAGCAGGUUGUUGGUCGAGAAAUUGUCGCUUCGAAUAUACACAUACAUAAAUACAUUAUUAUAAGAGUGUAAAAAUAAAAAUUUGGGAAAAGUUACAGUUUACGAAGCAUUAAAGAGUUUAUCCGAGUUUAGCAAACGAGCUGUGUGCGACGGUAAGCACUUAAGCCAAUGGAAAUGAAGUAGCAAGGCAACUAUAAAGUAGUGCAAAGUAGCGAAGAGAUGGAUAGUUAAAUGCUGUUCGAGUUAUAUUGAAAACCAUAAUGUGCAAAUAUUAAAAUUUAAGUGCUAAAGUAAAACUAAGGCAAGUAGGGGUUCAGAUCAACAAGAAAAAAAAUAACACGUUGAAAGAUUAAUGCAAGCUUAAUGCAAAUAAUAUAAAAUACAUCGCUCAAAGUCAAUCGAAAGCUUAUUGAAAAAGGCUGUUUUAACAAAUCUGCAAACAUAUGAACCAAUGCGCAAAUAUAUUUCAACGGACAAAUCCUCAAUCACAUCCACUGCAUGGAUAUGGAUUUGUGCUCCUGCCAGACAACACAAAUACGUAUUAUCAAUAGUAAGUAGCAAGUAGCAAUUCGCAUCAAAUCGAAAUCAAAAGUAUUUGUUUGUGUGUGUGAAAAAAACAGUGCUGGAUAAGUGAAAAAGCAAAAUGUAUUUGACUGUUUGUAAACAAGCUUAGAGUAUAAAGCCCAACAGCUUAUGGGCAUGGCAAAAUCCAUUCGAAGCUGAAAGCAAAUAUUCAAUCACUGCGAGCAUCUGCGUAUUGAGAAAUCUCCUGAUGCGUAUUUGGAUAAAGCAAGCAGAACAACAAAAACAAAAGCAACAAUAGUUGAAGGAUACUCGCUAACAAUGUAAUAAUGUCAGCCACAGAGUCAAAGAUGCUUGUGGGGAAUGUGGCAAGCAGCAUAUUAAUAACGCCGGUAGCAGAAACAACAAUAACUGCAACAAAAAUAAAAACAAUAACAACAGCGAGAAAAUUGAGCAAUCCAGAUAAUCACAAUGAGUACGUUGUUGCAAGCGUCGAGGAGAAGCAUUUAAGGCACGCAAUGCUUGGAAAUUUUAAUCACCAAAAUGAGCUUUGGCAAGCCAAGCUGGAUGAUGGUAGCAACAGAAAUAGCAAUAGCAACACCAGCACCAACACCAACACCACAAACAAGCAUGUACACCAUCGUUGCGGCGAAGCGAAUAAGCAGUGCAAGCGACUGCGAUUAUGGAGGUUAAAUGAGGAUACGAAUUGUGUCAACAACAUGCAACGAGCAACACAAAAAACAAUGUUUGCAAAAAUGACGAGUGAUGCCACAAACAAGCGCAUUUCAUAUAACAAUACUACGUGCCAGCGCAGCGAAAGCUACAUUAAUGGGAAUUAUGAGCAACGCGACAAUAAUGAAGAGUCCAGUAAUUCACCUACAUCCAGAGCCACCACAACAACAGCGAAUGCACUAUCCACGUCGCAUGAGGUUGUUAGUAGCAUAGAAACUUUAGCGACGCUAACACCUACUGGCCAGGAGUGCAUGCCAAUAUCAGCAGCAGCAGCAGCAGCAGCAGCAGCAGCAGCAUCAACAUCAACAUCAACACCAUUGCCAUCGCCAAAGCCCGCUGCGGAGCCAUUGCUGCGGGACAUAGAUGUCGUAAAAAUUCCGAAAAUUCGCUGCGGUGGCACAAAUCACGCAGCCGCUUUGAACCCGGUUCGGAAUAGUAAAACAACGGGGAGUUUAAAAAUUUCGAACAUUGCUGGAAAAACGCGUGGGGGUAAUGCAAAUAGAAGAAGAAGACAUUUCGCGCCCAGUCAGCACUGGAACAUUAAAUCCACUAGCUCCAGAGUGAAAAUAGAAAGUGAAGCAGCUAAAAUUGAGGCUUCCGCAAGAGCAAGUGUGGCUAAAAGCAGCUCAAAAGCGCCAUCACUGAAUUUCGCUGCAUUAACGUCAUUUAUUUUGAAUUCCACAUUUUUGGCGCUUUGCAAUGCCACCGCUGCGACAGCGUUGUCGGCAGUGGCGACGACACUCAGCAGCGAUGCGGGUGCAGAUCUUCAGUCUACCGUCGAUGCCGAUGCUUGGAAUGGCAUACAAAAUGCAACUUUGGCUAAUCGUAAUGGCAGUUACGGUGCGAUUGGUGAUUUAAAUGUGGCUUCCGAAAGCGGCAUUGGUGGCAUUCGCUUUAAUGAUAGCGGAAUUUUGUUGGAUGAGGAAGUUCCCGAAUAUAUCUUCGAUCGCACAGAUGUACGCAUCAUUUUUAUAACGUUGUAUACGUUGGUGUUUUGUUGUUGCUUCUUUGGAAAUUUGCUCGUGAUACUCGUGGUAACCCUAUCGCGCCGCCUGCGUUCGAUAACCAAUUUUUUCUUGGCAAAUUUGGCAUUGGCUGAUUUUUGUGUGGGGCUAUUUUGUGUAAUGCAAAAUCUAUCAAUUUAUCUUAUAGAUAGCUGGGUCUUUGGCGAAUUUCUCUGCCACAUGUAUCAGUUCGUGCACUCGCUCAGCUACACUGCAUCAAUUUUCAUACUUGUGGUCAUAUGCGUGGAACGUUACUUUGCGAUUGUUCACCCGAUUGCGUGCAAACAAAUUUUAACUCCCGCCAGAUUGAAGAUGGUCAUCUUAACCGUUUGGGUCACUUCAGCCCUAUUUUCUACGCCAAAAUUCCUUUUUAGCAAAACUAUCAAAAAUAUUCACACUGAGGAUGGACAGGAGGAGGAAAUCUGUGUGAUGGAUCGCAAUAUGUACAACUCAAAGGUACUGGAUAUGAUCAGUUUCGUGCUGCUCUACGUCAUACCGCUGCUGGUGAUGACGGUGCUUUAUAGCAAAAUUGCCAUCGCUUUGUGGCGUAGUUCGCACGGUCUUUCGCAUCAUUUAGUUACCCAGCAUGAGCAGCAGCAGCAGGCUCAGCACCAACAAGAGCAGCAAGAGCUAGACGAAAGCAUGAGUUUGCAUAACAGCAUGUAUCAUCAUCAACAUCAACAUCUACAUCAACAUCAACAUGCAAAUCAACACAAUCACAGUCUCAAACAAAACCAUCAUCAACAUCAUCAUCUCAACCAUCAUCAUCACGAUCACAUGCCGCAAAAUCAUCAUCCACCGUCGUCGAUUCUACAGGCCACCAUCAAUCACCAUCACAAUCACCUGCAACAGACACAAACAGCGCAACAGUUGCCAGCAGCUGCACUAGCGAUUGGUACACCUGAGGUGGGUGUGGGUGUGGGCGUGGGCGUGGUCGGUGUGAACAGCGGUGGUGUUGUCGUUUGUGGCGGUGCCAUCAGCCAAACGGGCGGUUUAUUGUCGCGUAAGCAGAGCAGCAAAUACGACAAACGCGGCGUAAGCAUCACCGAGAGUCAGGUUUCCCUCGACUCCGAUCGACCCAUUGUGACGGCAUGCCGCAAUGGCAGCGGCCAGAGCAACAACGGCAACAGCAGUGGCGGUGGCGGUGGCAGCAUGAAUAGCAACCACAAAAGUAGUUUUAUGCAACAUCAUCAUCAUCAUCAUCAUCAUUCGUCGACGCAUCCGCAUCCGCAUCAGCGUACGCGCAUCAACCGCAUGCCACACUCAUCGAAUAAUGUGCUGCGUGCUAGGCGUGGCGUUGUGCGCAUGCUCAUCAUUUUCGUGCUCACAUUUGCACUGUGCAAUUUGCCAUAUCAUGCGCGUAAAAUGUGGCAAUACUGGUCACGUUCAUAUCGCGGUGACUCGAAUUUCAAUGCGCUCCUCACGCCGCUCACCUUCCUUGUCACCUACUUCAAUUCGGGCAUUAAUCCGCUGCUGUACGCUUUCCUAAGUCGUAACUUUCGCAAAGGCAUGAAGGAGUUGUUGCUGUGCACAUGGAAGAAAGGCAAAGGCAAGUCAUCAUCGAACUCAUCGAUGCAUCACAAAAGAGUGGCAUUACAGACGCAUUCGUUACCAACUGACACAACGCAUAUCGGCAACGAACAACUAUGAUGACCCAUUCAUCGCAUCCGCAUCCACCGGCGAAUUGCUGGCCAACGUUCAUAAGCAUGCAGCAGUUUUCGAUUUGGCCGUUUACCAGCUGCGCUUUGUAGAUGUCUGGGAAAUACCGAAUGUAUGUACAUAUGUAUACAAGUAUACUUACACGCAUAGUAUAUGUCGUAGCAAAUAGUAUUUUGGCUCAGCAGUUAAAUGGACUACAUUAAAAUAGAGAAAGAAUUUCAAGUGAAAAUCAAACAAAGAAUUGCUGUGGCAUAGCUGUCGGUAAUUAUUAUAGAAAAUUAGAAUUUAAGCAACAUUUUAUCGUUGUGAUGUUUUUAAGCUUCAAAUCUGAUUAGUGAAGUAAAUUUUGUUAAGGCUUAAAUAUUAAUUAUGUAUGUUUAUAAAAAUAUAUUUGUAUGCAUUCAAAUCUAGUCAGCCACUUUUUGCUGUACAUAUGCUUAGCUAUCCAGUUUUUAAUAAACAUAUUCAGUAAGUUAUAUAUGUACAGGUCAAGCAACUUAGAAGGACUGUUAAGAAAUUUAUUUGAAUUGAAAAAAUCGUUUCGUACAUCGUCUGAGAGCUUAACUACUAAAAAAUUAUAAAAAUUUUCAAACUUUUCUGUCUUUAGUUUUGGUUCAACAAACCCCCAAAAAAAAAGUAAAAAUUAACGAAGCACUGUUUUCUAAAAAAAAAGAGAAAAUUUAAAUUUACUUGGGAAUUUCUCAAAAGCUUAA
Messenger RNA from Rhagoletis pomonella (apple maggot), 4686 nucleotides. RefSeq lists its product as uncharacterized. Gene Ontology annotation, cellular component: plasma membrane. Lineage: Eukaryota; Metazoa; Arthropoda; Insecta; Diptera; Tephritidae. The transcript has 9 exons. Gene Ontology annotation, biological process: G protein-coupled receptor signaling pathway. Gene Ontology annotation, molecular function: G protein-coupled receptor activity. Bases 908 to 3964 code for a protein of 1018 amino acids. The record is from RefSeq and is a predicted model, not a curated record.